AUGACUAUUCCAACCUGGAAAUCAACCGUCUACAAGAAGCGCGCAGCUCAGCUGGCCGCAAUUCCACCUAGUUGGCGUCUCCCGGAGUCCAUCACUGCCGAUCCGCCACUUAACGCUCUAGAGGCAAUCCGCUCCUGUGACAUUCUCACGGAGAAAGAGCUGGAAUGGACGGAGAUAAACGAUAGUACUGUGCUGCUUUCUAUGCUGGCGAGCCGCGAGAUUAGUUCCGUUCAGCUCACGACGGCGUUCUGUAAGCGCGCGGCCAUCGCCCAGCAGCUUACCAAGUGCUUGACGGAGAUCUUCUUCGACAGGGCUCUGGCGCGGGCUAAGGAGCUCGAUGAUAUCUUGGAGAAGACGGGGAAGGUGACAGGACCGUUGCAUGGGCUGCCGGUUUCGAUUAAGGAUCGGUUUGAUGUUGAAGGGUUUGAUACUACCGUUGGCUGGGUUGGACUAGUUGGUAAACCCGCGAAAAGCCACAGCAGUAUUGCAUUGUCGCUGGAGUCAAUGGGUGCAGUGUUGUACGUGAAGACUAAUGUGCCACAGUCUCUGAUGAUGUCUGAUUCCUACAACCAUGUAUUCGGACAAUCCAUCAACGCAUUCAACAGCCAACUCAUCUCUGGCGGAAGCUCCGGCGGCGAAGGCGCCCUCAUUAGCACGGGUGGCAGUGUGGUUGGUAUCGGAACAGAUAUCGGGGGCUCAAUUCGCGUCCCAGCCAAUCUGCAGGGUUUAUACUCGAUCUGUCCUACCACAGGCCGAGUACCAUGGAACUGCUCAUUCAUGCACCAACACUACCUCGUUCCUCCAGUCGCAGGGCCCAUGGCCCGCAGUCUAUCCAGCAUCGAGCAUUUCAUGCAAUCCCUCCUCGACUCCAACCCUUGGAACAUCGACCCAGGCUGCAUCCCAAUCCCUUGGAGAAAGGAACUUGCUGCGAAACCCACAGGUAAACUACGACUGGGAAUAGUCUACGACGACGGCGUAGUCAAGCCGCAGCCCCCAAUCGCCAGGGCAAUGCGCGAAGUUGCAGAGAAACUCAAAGAGGCUGGUCAUGAAGUCUUCGAAUGGGACACCUCCCUCCACGUCACAGGCCAAAACCUGUGGACAAAAGCCAUCCUCGCCGACGGAGGCCAACACUGUCGCUACCUAUGCGACAUUGUCGGGGAGCCACUGAUCGAAGGAAUGGUUGUAGGGACAGAGAAAGAUGAACUGACCAUCUCAGAACGCGAAGAGCUCGAAGAAACCAAAUGGGCCUACCAAACCACCUUCCUCCAACAAUGGACAUCAAGCAACCUCGACGCCCUCCUGAUGCCCGUCACACCCUGGGUCGGCUACCGGCCGAAAUCCUGGGUCGUUAGUUCCCAGUGGCUCGGCUACACGGCUCUCUGGAACUUGCUUAAUUACGCAGCUGUUACUGUUCCGGUGGCUAAAGUGGAUGGUGCGCUUGAUCAGCCCGAUCAGGAGUGGUUGGAGCAUGUGCCUAGGAAUGACUCGGAUCGGUUUAAUUGGGAACAGUAUGACCCUGACUUGGUCAAAGACAUGCCCAUCACGGUACAAAUCGUUGGAGGCCGGUUUGGUGAAGAAAAGGCCGUUUCGGUGGCUAAGGUGUUGGAUGAGGUUUUGCGGUAG
Molecule: messenger RNA, 1623 nt
Organism: Aspergillus tubingensis
Lineage: Eukaryota; Fungi; Ascomycota; Eurotiomycetes; Eurotiales; Aspergillaceae
Product: putative acetamidase
Exons: 7
Coding region: 1-1623 (540 amino acids)
Source: RefSeq, a predicted model, not a curated record